GUCAAGACCCCUCGAUAGAAGUUAACCUGUUUGGUCUACGUGUUGAGGCGUGGAACUGUGUUGAUUGUGCACCGUCACCAUGGUGGACCUCAAGUCUGGAACUAGUACCACCCCCUACAGCAAGGAGCAAGAGGAGAAAGUUGCCGCUAUCCUGCGAGAGAGGAAGGAGAGAAUGGAGAAGAGGGAACUGAUUAAGCAGGCCAAGAUGCUGGCCCUGCUGGAGAAGCAAGAAGCAAAGAAGAGGCAGCUGGAGGAGGAGAUGAAGAAAUGGACGAAGGAGCAGGAGGAGAAGAUGGCAGCUAUACAAGCGGAGGUGGAGAAAGAAGAAGAAGAAGAAGAAAAGCAGGUGGAAGAAGAAGUAUCAUUGAAAAGGAGAAGAGGUGGAGCCAGUACGAGUAAGGAGCAAAUUGAGAAGAUGACACAAGAGUGGCCCGCGCACUUGGAGCUGGGGCAAGAUAGGGAGGCAGAAUUGGCCAUACCCCAAGCAGAGAGAGAGGCGGCGAGAAGGGAGUUGGAAGUAGAAAGGGACCCGGUGAGGAGAAAGGCAAAAGAGGAGGAACAACAAAGGGCAUGGAAGUGGCGUUUGUCCCAAGAAAGAGUUAGGCGUUUGGAAGCGGCGGAGCGAGCAGAGGAGGACCUGAAAGCGGCAGAGACUUGGAUGGGGAAGAUCAGCGAAGAGACUGAGAUAGCCACUAAACUCGAUACCCUAACCCAAAGUCUGGAGUCUUUACUAAUUGCGCAUCGCGAGCAAACGCAAUACAUCCGCAGCUUAGAAGUAAAGAUAGACGCGAUACAUGCUGGGUUUAAAGAUUUUGCGCGUGAUAUGAUGCAGUACCUGGUGGACCAGGUCCACCUGGCAAUUAGUAAGACAAAAGAAUUCUGCAUUGGCGCCAUUGAAGGCACCAAGUUAGCAACUCCUAAGGAAAAGGAGCCGGCCCCACCACGUCGUGAGAAAGUCAAGGUCCGUUUCCCCAAACCCUUCGGUGGAAAGAAGGGGGAAGAUUUCGAUAACUGGGAGGCCAUCGUGCACUCCUAUCUCUACUUACAGGGAGUCACACCUAAGGACCACGUUUUGGUGGCCUUCCAAGCUCUGCGAGAUGAGGCAACCAGCUUUACUAGGUCGCUCGCCCGCGCUGCAAAUUGCGAGAAUGAUAUGGUCACCUAUUCUAGACUAACGCCCCUCUCCGAAUUCCUGAAAUCACUUCGAGAGAGAUUUUUCAUGUGACGCGGGGGCUCAAAGCCUCCGACAAACUCCAAACGAUACACACUCGCCAGUGGAGAGAGUGUGCAUGUGCUUAAAUCUGCUAUGGAUGAAUUGAUUGCGGUCCCUGGGCAUGGAGUAACGGAUGCCCAACUUCUUAACCUCUUCUAUCGUGCCCUGCCUGAAAAUAUUCAGGGACACUUCUUUGAGAAGAAGAAUCAGCAGGGCAUGACUUAUGAUACUCUUAGCAGGAGGCAGUAGGAUUUGCCGCCCAAGCAUCGCCAAUUACCAGGGGAAAAUGUGGAAGGGUUGCACCAUCUCUAGCCAAAUCAAGGCCAAAGUUAGUC
Messenger RNA from Chara braunii, 1548 nucleotides. The record is from the annotation of a GenBank genome assembly. NCBI's taxonomy places the organism in Eukaryota, Viridiplantae, Streptophyta, Charophyceae, Charales, Characeae.